CCGCAGCAGUAUGUGGAUUUGAAGCUGAAAUUGAUGGAAAGAAAAAGGUUAAAGGAAUAGUUAAAGAUGCAAAACAGGCCGCGCAAGAAUAUGAUGAGGCUAUUCAACAAGGUCAUGGGGCUUAUCUCCUUGAAGAACAACUCCCAGAUGUUUUCCAAUGCUCCAUCGGCAAUAUCACGGCUGGCCAAACGAUUGUUAUUAGAAUUACAUACGUAACCGAAUUAAAACAUGAUGCUGAAUCUGAAAAAGUUCGAUUUGUUUUUCCUACUGCCAUUGCUCCACGAUAUGGUUCAUCUGGUUAUUCUCCUGCAAAUGAUGGAAAAAAACUUAUUCCUGAUGAAGUAUCUUAUGCAGGAAAGACUGACUAUUACUUAGAUCUUACUAUUACUUGUAGAAUGACUUCUGUUAUUCAAAACAUUGAAUCACCAUCUCAUCAUAUUUCAACCGAAUUAAAUAUUGAUGGUAAUCCGAAUGUUUCAAAAAUUACUCUAGCUGAACAAAUUACUUAUUUAGAAAAAGAUUUUAUACUUGUUGUUAAAAGUCUUGGUCUCGAUCAACCAAGGGCUUUCAUAGAAUAUGACUCUAAAACAGAAACUAAUUGCGUUAUGCUAACUUUAGUACCAAAGUUUGCUAUUAAUGAAAUAAUGUCAGAAUUAAUUUUUGUAAUUGAUAGGUAA
This is a messenger RNA of Cetraspora pellucida, 677 nucleotides long. Lineage: Eukaryota; Fungi; Glomeromycota; Glomeromycetes; Diversisporales; Gigasporaceae. The record is from the annotation of a GenBank genome assembly.